Cadophora gregata is the source of this 1386-nucleotide messenger RNA. RefSeq lists its product as uncharacterized. The transcript is spliced from 7 exons. The coding region runs from base 1 to 1386 and encodes 461 amino acids. NCBI's taxonomy places the organism in Eukaryota, Fungi, Ascomycota, Leotiomycetes, Helotiales, Ploettnerulaceae. The record is from RefSeq and is a predicted model, not a curated record.
AUGGAUCCACUAUCCAUAUCAGCCAGUAUUGCUGGCUUGAUCAUGAUCACCAAUGGCAUCGUGACGAACGGAUUCAAAUACCUGUCCGAAUUCAAGCAAAGUGACGAAACAGUCAAGAACCUUUUUCAUGAGGUCAAUCUUCUAUUCGGCACUUCGCAUAGUCUUCAGAAGGUUGCAAUUCGACUAGAGCUAGAGCAAACAUCCCCGCAACAUACAACCCGAAUCCAUCAUAUCAACAACUGUGACAAUGUGCUUCGUAAGAUCGAAGCCCAGCUCGAGCAUAUAGCCGCCAAGAAGAACAAGUCCAUGGAUAGAGCUCGACAGAGAGUGCUGUGGCCGCUUUCAAAAGCCGAAACUAAGAAUCUCUUGGCGGAGGUGGAAAGGCAGAAGACCUCUCUCAGUCUUGCGCUUGCAGUCGAUGAAAUGUCUGCCUUGUUGAAUGCUUUGGCUUCGCAGGAUGCUAUUCAGUCCGGUCUCGCUCAAAUUGACAACGAAUUGCAGCUUCAGCGCACAAGAAUGAAUGAGACUUUCUUGAGUAAAAGACGACAGGAUAUCAUCAAUUCGUUGAAUGCGGUCGAUUACAACCAGUACCAGUCGGCAAAUGUUCGACUUCGACAGGCAGGAACUGGUGGUUGGUUCCUCGACGGAGCCGAGUUCAAGUCUUGGCUUUCUGCUGACCAUGGAAAGCUGUGGCUCUAUGGUAUUCCUGGCGCUGGCAAGACGGUUUUAAUGGCAACCAUCAUCCAAGAAGUACAGACCAUCAAAGCCAAAACAGGAGAGAAUAUUGGAAUGGCAUUCUUCUUUUGCGACUACAAGAAGCCCGAGACUCAUGUGUCCUCAACGAUACUUGGAUCUCUCGUCAAACAAUUUGCUCUACAAGAUGACCAUUGUCUCCACGACCUGGAGAGCUUUUACGAAGCUCAUAACGUCAAAGGAAACCCUCCGCAGGAAGUCACCCCUUUGGAGCUCUGUAAUUUGCUGAAGGACAUGGCGCUGCACUUCAAAUCUACCAUGAUCAUCAUUGAUGGGCUCGAUGAGAUUGAGACGAAACGAACCGACACCAUUGAAAUUCUGCGAAGUCUUACAUCUACCGGAAAGAUGAAAACUCUCUUUGCGAGUCGUGAUGAGGUCGACAUCCGCAGCCAACUUCUCGAAUAUGCCAAUGUUUCCAUUGCUGCUCAAAGCGGCGAUCUACGCCUUUAUGUCGCUGCUGAAAUCGAAACCAGGACUUCACGUCAGGAACUGCGCAUACGGGAUCCGGAAUUGAAGGAGCACAUCAUAAAAACGCUCAUCACUGGAGCUCAUGGCAUGUUUCGUUGGGUGGCAUGUCAGAUGGACUAUCUUUGCGAGCUCAACAACGACGACGACAGGAGAGCAGCUCUUUAG